UGAUUCGAUGAACUGCCAUCGAAAACAAAAUGAACACACUGAAUGCCAAGCAUUCACAUCGAACUGUGACAGAGUGCUUUAUUGACAAGUCGUUAACACACGAUGUCCACCACAAUUUAAUUGUAUAAUUGCAUAGCAAUCGGUUUUUAGUUUGAUUAAAUAUUAAGCAAUAAUCCGCACAAUGAAGAUGUCGUUUAAAUCCAAAUCGUCUGUGAUUUCAAAGUUGAAGAAAAAUGAAGCGACUCGGGGUUUUGUAAUCCGUCUAAGAGAUAUUCUAAAAUGUACGGUACAAAUGGAACGAAUAUCACCUGAACAAAUUGCGACAGCAUCACGCAUCGGGUGCAUACAAACCAAACAAACAAUGUAUGCACAACAACACGAUCACUGCUUUUCCAAAGUUUCGAUUGUUUCAUCUACUGAGCCCAUUGAAUCCACUGAAGAUGCUCCGAAUUUGUCAAUAAAAAAUUCGCCAGUCCAAAAUUCACCAGCACAAAUUGCUUUCGACGCAUUUGAAAACACAUACAGCCCAUCCGUAAGCAGUUUGAGUUCGAUCAGUGAUACAGACGAUUCAACUGACGAUAAUGAUAGUCCAAAAGAUGGCGAAAUUCCCUAUUCGACUUUAAUCAAGGAAAAUGGUGCCGACGCCGACGAAGUUGACGCAACAAAAGACGAACGCAUCACAACAAACGGUGUAACAAUUGGAAUCAAACAAAUAUCGACAAUGGGUGACAACCACACGGAAGGCUAUACAAACGGAAACGGCAUGGACUAUGAUAAGACACCAGAUUCAUUGGACGAAUUUGAUGACGAGGAUGAUGAUUUGCGAUUUUUGAACGGCAUUGCCGAGCAACUCGAUCGAACCGAUAAUGCGGAGGAUGCGUUGACAAAUUGUGAUGAAAAUGGUGAAUUUUGGCCAUCGAUACGAAUUUUUGGAAAUGUUUGCCUGAAACAUAUUCGUAGCGAAUGCUAUGGUCCGUACUGUAAUUUUUCGCACGAAUUGCCGGCUUCCGACUAUGUUGAAGAAAUGCUGAAAACAGUUUCACGUCAAGAGAUUCGUGAGGCACAAAAUCAAUUACUUCUUCGCAAUGAAAUUUUGAUGGAUACAUUUUUUGCGGUAUUCUGUAAGUUUUAUGGAUGUGAAUGGCAAAUGUAUCGUGAAUCAUUGCGCACAUUGAUCUCAGUUAUCAGCCUAAAACCAUUGGCAUCGUUGUAUUUGAAAGAGAUUUUAAACGGUUUUCUCAUCAGCGGCAUGGUGUACAGUACCUGUGUGGAACAGCUUUUGAUCGAAUUGGACGAAUCAUUGAAUUCGACGGAACAAUUCGAACUGAUGUGGGAGCUAAUAAUUGAUGCUAAAAAUGACAAAAUCGAUGAACAGCUUACGGAAUUCAAAUCAGUUUUGUUUGGUGGUGCAUUGAUCAGUGCGAGUGCAAUUAACAAAAUAAUCGAACUACAAAUUGCCGGCGAAUUGAAAUCUAUACGCGAUAUGGCUGUCAAUCUGGUGAAAAGAUCACAUCUUCUAACAUUUCAGAAAAUCGAUUCAGCAAAGCUGAAACAGUAUGUUCGGCACGUACGUUCAUUUGACAUGUACGCAAGCAAGGCCAUUGAACAGAGAGCCAAACAAUUCGGUAUGAAUUUGGAUUGUUGAAUACAAAUUACAUGAAUAACAAAGACAAACUAGAAUUUGUCAACAUUUAUAUCAUUGAAGUUUAAUAAAAAUUUAUACUUAACUGAACUAUUUUCGAUAAAAA
Molecule: messenger RNA, 1748 nt
Organism: Contarinia nasturtii (swede midge)
Lineage: Eukaryota; Metazoa; Arthropoda; Insecta; Diptera; Cecidomyiidae
Exons: 4
Coding region: 182-1645 (487 amino acids)
Source: RefSeq, a predicted model, not a curated record